CUAGUUUUGUUUAUUUAAAAGCGGAGUUAACUUGUACUGGUGUUAUUUCCUUAGAGAUUAUAUAUAGUGACAAACCAAAUGCAUGGGCUUCUAUUUUGAUAAGGUGUACCUAAAUCAAGAAGAUAUAGCUUAAGAGCACAUCCAACACUUUCGUUAACUUGCUUUUUCAUAGACAAGAGUCGAAGAAGAUGUAUUUAUUACAAUUGGUGAAGAAACUAGGUUUCGUCUUUCUUCUUGUUUCAGCUUCAAUGUUUGCUUUCUCUUCUGCAGGCCGACCAUCCAUUCUAAUCUAUAGCCAAGAUGAUAAUCAUCAAGAGUUGGUGGAAAGAAGGAUACAUGAACAUGAGAGAAUUCUGAAGAUGAAUUCAAGAGACUAUGGUCAGUUCAAUCCUACACCAAAGCUCUUCAGGCCUCCUUCCAAGCUUAUUCCCAACUGAUCACAGGAUUCAUAAUACGGAUCGACUGUAUAUAGAUGGAAACUUUAUGAGAUGUAUGAUAUAUAUAUAUAUAUAUAUAUAUAUAUAUAUAUAUAUACCUAAAGACUAACAUAUUGCAAUAAGUUUAAAUGAUGUUCCAGUUAUCAUAAGAAAUUAAUAGUAUGUUAAUUAGUAAAGAUGCUAUAGUCUUUGUUCAUAGGUGUGUGAGUUUGGUGAAAGUGCAUGUCACUUUAUCACUACAAUAUCAUGCAAUUUUGCAAUUAAUGGAAGAUGAGGCAUUGAUGAACUA
This is a messenger RNA of Brassica napus (rape), 726 nucleotides long. Its product is annotated as protein CASPARIAN STRIP INTEGRITY FACTOR 2-like. The transcript has 3 exons. The record is from RefSeq and is a predicted model, not a curated record. NCBI's taxonomy places the organism in Eukaryota, Viridiplantae, Streptophyta, Magnoliopsida, Brassicales, Brassicaceae. Bases 189 to 437 code for a protein of 82 amino acids.